UGCAGGGGAGGAAGUAAACAGCGACGGAAAAAAGCAGGGUUGAGACAACGGAGGCUUAUGGAGAAGAGAAGAUAUAAGCCGUGUCUCCCCUCUCUCAUCAUGGGCAACGUGAGGUCACUGGCAAAUAAGAUGGACGAGCUGACAGCGGUCACCAAAAGUCAGAAGGAGUACCGGGAAUGUAGUCUUAUGUGCUUCAAUGAGACAUGGCUUCACCAGGACAUUCCCGACAAUAAUGUCUCCAUCAGCGGCUUCCAGACUGUUCGGGCCGACCGGGACUGCACCGAGAGCGGUAAGCGUAAAGGAGGGGGGCUUGCUGUUCUAGUAAAUAACCGCUGGUGCAGUCCUGACCAUAUUUCCAUUAAGGAACGUAUCUGUUGCCCGGACAUUGAACUGUUUGCUGUUGGACUCAGGCCGUAUUAUUUGCCCAGGGAGUUUUCACAUGCCAUUAUUGUAACUGAUUACAUCCCCCCCUCUGCCAACCCGACGUCGGCAUGUGACGUCAUUCACUCCGCCAUAGCCCGCCUGCAGACUAAACACCCGAGUGCCUUCAUAGCUAUCUCGGGUGACUUCAACCAUGUCACCAUGGCAACAACAUUACCCACAUUCACACAGUAUGUGAGCUGCCCUACCAGAGAGGAGAGAACACUGGACUUGCUGUAUGCAAACGCCAAAGAUGCAUACAGCUGCUCCCCCCUCCCCCCUCUGGGUAGGUCAGACCACAAUCUGGUGCACCUCAACCCCUGCUAUGUACCACUAGUCAAGAGCCAGCCUGCGACCAUGAGGACAGUGAGGAGAUGGUCGGAGGAGACUUAUGAGACACUGCAGGUUGCAUUGUGGACCACUGCCCUGGGCCUCAGGGAAGGAGUUCCACUGGGCCCAGUGCGCUCAAGGGUGACCAUAACUACAGAUGCCUCAGAGGCAGGCUGGGGGACCUUAUGGGGGAACCACCCGGCCUGGGGGCGGUGGGGUCCCUUUUGGAGAGGGACUCACAUCAACCUGCUCGAGCUGGAGGCAGUUUAUCGGGCCUUGGUGUAUUUCCUUCCAGUAAUUCAGGGGAAGCAUGUGUUGGUCCAGAUCAACAAUUCAACCGUGGUCGCUUACAUCAACCACCAAGGGGGUCUGCGUUCAUGGUCCCUGCACAACUUGGCAAAAUCCUCCUCUGGGCUCAUGCUCAGGGUGUGUCCCUGA
Epinephelus moara (kelp grouper) is the source of this 1188-nucleotide messenger RNA. RefSeq lists its product as uncharacterized. Bases 58 to 1188 code for a protein of 376 amino acids. The record is from RefSeq and is a predicted model, not a curated record. The transcript is spliced from 3 exons. Lineage: Eukaryota; Metazoa; Chordata; Actinopteri; Perciformes; Serranidae.